Molecule: messenger RNA, 28330 nt
Organism: Cataglyphis hispanica
Lineage: Eukaryota; Metazoa; Arthropoda; Insecta; Hymenoptera; Formicidae
Gene: bent
Product: twitchin
Exons: 114
Coding region: 686-27343 (8885 amino acids)
Biological process (GO): protein phosphorylation
Molecular function (GO): ATP binding; protein kinase activity; protein binding
Source: RefSeq, a predicted model, not a curated record
AGCUCGAGGUAGCCUCGCGACACCUCGCGCGUUUAGUUGGCGCGCGGGAUCCCGGCGAUUGGGACGGUCGAAUAGAGACACUUCGUGCGAGAAAAAGAGAGUAGGGGAUAAGGGAGAUAUACGAGAGGAGCUAGAAAGAGAGAGAGUAACGAGCGACCGCACGACGAGUGACGACGACGACCCGAGACGAAGACGAAGACGACGAUCGAAUCUCUCUGAGAGAAAAAGAAAAGGAAAAAAGCUUCUCUCAUCAUUUUUCCAAGUUUUAUUUUUCGCGCGAGCUUGUAGAAUUCUCGAGUCGAGUGUGUGCGGCGUCUCGUUUGUCUGCUUCGGGGGGGUUGAAAAAAGUGAUCCAGGAAUAAUCGGCCAUUCACCGUCGCAGGUGUCGCCGAGGAAACACUCGGUUGAGGAAGGAAGAAAGUCUCCCUCUCUCGGAAGGAAAAGCGCUCAUCCUUCCCCUGGGAUAUCCGGAUACCCCGCUUCAAUACUCUGAGACGUCUGCGACUGACGAGCUACGAUAGACAUCGAGCUCGGGAAGAAACCGCGAAAGCAGGUUGGAUGGUGCCGCAGGUCGGCGCCGUUUGAACCGACGUGCCAGGCGAAGAGGACAGAUUCCUCCAUCGAUCACGCGAACGUGACCGGGUGUCCCGGUGUGUAGGCACAGGUGCGAAGGCGUGCCUCCACGAUGGGGGUCGCCGAUGACUUCGCGCCCAGCUUUACGCAGAAGCCGCAGCUGCGGCAGGAGGACGAUGGCAACCGGCUGAUAUUCGAAUGUCAGCUGGUGAGCUCGCCUAAACCCGAAAUCGCCUGGUUCCGCGGCGAGACCGAGCUCAGCCAGGAUGACAGGACCAACUUCAAGAUGCAGAGCAUCGGGACCAACAAGUUCCUGGUGGUACUCGAGCUCGACGACGUCAUCGAGACCGACGCCGGCCUUUACAAGGUCAAGGCGAAGAACAAGAUGGGCGAGGUUGCCGCCUCCAUCAAUCUUAACUUUAGUCCAAUGGAUGAGCCUAGAGAGAAACAAAUUGACGGUAUCGCGCCGACUUUUGCGAAGAAGCCCGCGAUAAGGCAGGAGGACGAUGGCAAACGGCUGCUGUUCGAGUGUCGCAUCACAGCCGAUCCCACGCCAAAAAUUACAUGGUUUCAUAGCGGGAACAUGGUCAAGGAUUCGCCAAGGCACAAGCUGACCGUCGAUAAAGAUGGCCAUUCGUACUUCGCCACUCUGGAAAUAAAAAAUGUGACCGUCGAGGAUGCUGGCAAAUAUAAGGUCACGGCGAAAAACGAGCUUGGCGAAUCUAACGCUACGAUUUCCCUGAACUUCGACAGCGACGAGGCGCCCGUACCCGAAGACGGUAUUAAACCGACUUUCACCGAACGACCGGUGAUAAGACAAUCCGACGACGGUAACACCAUCACCUUUGAAUGCCGACUUGUCGGCGAUCCGAAACCGAGUGUCAAGUGGUAUCACGGUACCGAGGAAGUGAAAGAAGGUGGACGAUUCAACACGUCACUGGAGCUCGAUCAGAAGCUGUAUCAUCUCGCGAGGCUGAGGAUCGACAGCGUGGCGAAGGCGGACGCGGGCGAAUACAGAGCCGUGGCGAAGAACAAGCAUGGCCAGGGAGUGGCGACCAUUAAUCUAAACUUCGAGGGUGGUGACAAACUCAAAAUACCGGACGGUAAGCCGCCGCGCUUCCCGAAGAAGCCGACGAUCCGCCAAGAGGGCGACGUACUCAUCAUGGAGUGCAUCCUGGAGGCACAUCCGGUGCCGGACAUAACGUGGUAUCAGGGUCAGAAAGCGAUCGCCGACAGCAAGCGCGUGAAAAUGUUGCGCAAGGCCACCAGCAAGGACACGUACCUGCUGACCCUCGAGAUCUCGAAUCCGACCAAGGCCGAUGGCGGAAAUUACCGUUGCAACGCCUUUAACAACUUCGGCGAGAGUAACGCCAACAUCUCCCUCAACUUCCAAGAGGAGGGCGCGGGUUUCGCUCCAUCCUUCAUCGAAAAACCUCGCAUCAUCCCGAACGAGAGCGGUACGCUGAUCACUAUGAAGUGCAAGUGUAAGGCAAACCCGAAGCCGGAGGUUACGUGGUUCCGCGGGACCAAUGUAGUCAAGGAAUCGUCGAAGAUCUCAAUCAAGACCAAGACGAUCGAAGAGGACAUUUACGAGCUUAUCAUGGAAAUAAAGGAUCCGUCGGGACCGGAUGGCGGCACGUACAGAUGUCACGUGAAGAACGAAUACGGCGAGAGUAACGCCAAUCUGAAUUUGAAUAUCGAAGCAGAACCGGAGCCAGAAGGAGACGGGCCGACAUUCGUCGAGAAGCCGCGAAUACAGUCGCAAAAUAAGGGCAAGCUCGUUGUUAUGGAUUGCAAGGUCAAAGCGAAGCCGAAACCGCAGAUUGUAUGGACCCACGCCGGUAAGGUGGUAAAGGAGUCUUCGAAAAUCUCCAUCAGCGUCGUCCAAGAGAAGGAGGACAUCUAUUACAUCAAACUGAGCCUCAACGAUCCAGGACCAGACGAUUCCGGCCUUUACAAAUGCAACAUCAAGAACGAGCUCGGUGAACUUAACGCCAAUCUUACUCUGAACGUAGAGAUUAUACCUGUAAUUAAAGAAAAGCCGAAAGUUGUGAAGAUCGUCAAAAAGAAGACCGUAGUGGUUGAAUGCCACGUUCUUUCCCAAUUUGCGCCCGAAUGCACCUGGUUUAAGGAGAAUCAGGCCGUUAAAGAGGAUAGCAGACACAAAUUACAUGUCGAGCAAGUCAAAGAAGGUGAAUUUGCCGUCAAACUCGAAAUCGAACAAAUGUCGGCGACAGACAAAGGCGUGUACAAAUUAGUAGCACGCAACGAAAAAGGAGAAGCUACCUCGCAAGUAGUGGAAGUGACAGAAAUUCCAGAUCAAGGAGAGAAACCGAAAAUUGUUACCGGCCUUAAAUCAAUUACUGUCGAAGAAGGCAAGACAGUUGAACUCAUCGCCAGUCUCGCAACGCAAGAUCGGAAAGUCACCGUUACGUGGUACAGAGAUUCAACGGUCGUUAAAGCGUCGAAGGACAUCAUGAUUUCUUUUAAUGGCCUGGACAUGAAACUGACCAUCACCUCGGCAUCGACGGAAUUGUCCGGAACGUAUAAAGUCGUCGUGAGCAACGAAUACGGGCAAGAUGAAUCGUCGGCCCGACUCGUCGUUAAAAAGAAAGAGGAGAAAAAGAAGGACGAAGAAGAGGAAGAAAAGAAGAAGAAAAAAGUUGAAAAGAAAGAGGAAGAGAAGAAGGUGGAGAAGAAGGUCGAAGAGAAAAAGGAGGAAAAGAAGGAAAAGAAAGAGGAGAAGAAAAUGGAGAUCUUACAGAAAGACGAAGAAAUUGUAAAUAAUGUUGAAGAAAGAAAAUCUAUUAAGAAAAAACCUGCCGAGAAAGUUGAAGAUAAAAAAGAAGAGGAAAAGAAAAAGAUUAUAAAGAAAAAAGAGCCCGAAUCCAAAGAGGUAUCUCAAGAAACUAAAUCCGAGAAAACUGUAACAGCUCGUAAAGAGUCAGUCAGCAGAGUGGAAGAACUCAAGACAGAAAGCCGUCGCAGCUCUAUUACCAAGACUGAGAUAACGGAUGAUGGCACUACAACACCACGACGUCUUUCUAUACAGAAGACGGAGGAAGAAGUCAAAGUGGAAAGCAGACGAUCCUCUAUCAUAGAGAAGAAGAAAGCGACCGUUGAAAAGAAAGAGGAAUCGACUACAAAAUCGAAAAGCCUCGGAAAAGCGGAAACACCCAAGGAUGAAGCUAAGCCGAAACCGGCAGAUGCGAAGGUGGAACCGAAAGCCAAACCCAAAAUGGAGGAAGUAAAGGAAGCACCAAAGGCUAAACCACUUAAACCAGACGAACCAAAGGAGGAACCGAAAGCUAAGCCUAAAGCAGAGGAAGUGAAGGAAGCGCCGAAAACCAAGCCAAAAUUAGACGAGCCAAAGGAGGAACCAAAAGCUAAACCUAAAACGGAGGAAGUGAAGCAUGAAACGACACUUAAGCCUAAACCAGAAGAAGACAAGGUCGAGGAAAAGUCUAAGCCUAAACCAGAGAAAUUAAAGGAGAUACCGAAGGCUCAACCAAAACUAGAUGAACCGAAGGUGGAAUCGAAACUUAAACCCAAAACAGAAGAAGCGAAGGAAGAGGAACCCGCGACGAAACUUAUGGCUAAACCACAAGUAUCAAAGAAGGAAGAAGAAAUCACUAAGAAAGGUCUGAAAUCUGUCAAGCAACUUGAGGAAGAAAAGAAAACUCAAGAGAAAGUCGAGCUUAAACCAAAGGAUGCCACCGUGACCAAACCGAAAUCCCGUAUACUACCACCGAAACAAGAAGUUAAAACCGAAAGCUUUCAGGGGAUUCAGCUUAAACCUGUUUCGAAGGAUGCGAAACAGCCUCAACAGGCUGAAAAUGGCAGGGUGGAACUUAAGAAAACCGAAAAGGCGGAGAAGCUCGAUGUAAAGAAGAGGAAAGCAUCGAAAGCGACAAAGGAGGGAGAUUACGAGCUUCCAGAGAUUCCAGAUUACGAAAGGCCCGUACUUGAAAAACCUCAGGAAUUCGAGUUUGGCGAAUAUGUGCCUCGCGAUAAGACGAAACUCGAUAGACCAACCACACAGAAAUUCGAAUCUAAGCCGAAAUUACCGGAGAUCAAGGCGCCCGAAACACCCAAGAUCGAAGUGAUCAAGGACGUGACACCAGUCGGCAGCAGGAAGGGCUCCUUAGUACCCGGAAGUGGCACCAGCAGUCGACGCGGUUCUCUCAUACCGCCUGAGGAAUUGGGUCGCAGACCUAGCCUGAUCAUCAGUGACGAGUUGGGAAAAUUACGGCCCGGUGAAGUGUUGGACGCAAAGACUAAGCCCGGCCGACCAGGCGCGCUGCAGGACAAAGAGCGUCGUCGUCCGAGCACAGCGGACAUCAGAAGACCCAGCGUGGCGGACCUCGAGAAUAAGAUCAAUCAACCUAGCACACCUCUGCGAGAUGUCGGACCAGCUGGACCACCCCAGAUCGUCGAUGUCCAGGAAUCGUACUCCGCCGUCGAAGACUCGACGGCGUAUCUCACCGUCGCGGUGGAGGGUACGCCCGCGCCAACUUUCAAGUUUUACAAGGGCAUUACCGAGAUUAUCGAGGGUGGCCGCUUCAAGUUCCUCACGGACUCGGAGACCAACACGAUCACCCUCUGCAUGAGGAAGACGAAGCCCAACGACGAGGGCACUUAUAAGAUCGUCGUGAGUAACAUCCACGGCGAGGAUUCUGCCGAGAUGCAGCUCUACGUUUCCGACGCCAGUGGCAUGGACUUCCGUGCUAUGUUGAAGAAGAGAAAGUAUCAAAAAUGGGGACGAGAGGAGGCCGAGCAAGAAAAGGUGGAUUUGAAAGAAGUCGAGAAGCCUCUGCCGGCGUUGAAGAAAGUGGAAAAGAAACAAGAGAGCUUCUUGAAGCCACUGGUGGAUCAAUAUGCCAAGGAGGGCAAGGACAAGAAGGUCGUCUUCGAAGCGAACUUUUCGAAACCGAAUUGCAAACCGAAAUGGUUCUUCCGAAAGGACGAAUUAUUCGCAUCGGCCAAAUAUAAAUUUAAAAAUGAGGAAGAUUGUUAUCAGCUCAUCAUCACUGGACCUAAAGUCGAAGAUACUGGAAAAUACACGAUCGAAAUUGCCGGUGUGUCCAGCACAGGGUUCCUCAACGUGGAUGAACCUGAUCCAACGUUCACGUUUACGAAACCGCUGCCGAAGAAGAGCAGUGGCUUCACUAAGCACGAGACUUACAUGGAGUGUACAGUCAGUUCAAAUCUGGCGCAAGUUUCUUGGUACAAAGGCAAGACGAAACUCGAGGAUGGAGAUCAGUACAGCAUCUCCAAAGACAUGUCCGGUGUAUGCCGGCUAUCGAUUAAGAGCGCAACCCUCGAGGACAGUGGCGAAUAUACUUGCAAGAUAAACAAACAGACGGACAAGACUGACACUGUUCUCACUGUAGUCGAAUAUCCUUACAAGUUCGUCAAAGUGUUGAAGCAUCAGCAGCUGGUAGAAAAGGAGACACUGACUUUGCUUUGCGAACUCGACGAUGCUGCGGGUGAAGUUCAAUGGUUUAAGGGUGACCAAGCGAUUACACCUGACAAAAGAGUGCAGAUCAAGGAAGAUGGCAGGAAACGAAAGCUCAUCAUUAAAGACUGCAAAGUCACCGACGCCGGGCUGUAUUCUUGUGUGAGCAAUGCCGAUAAGACAGAAGCGGAAAUCGUGAUUAAUUAUGCCAAUCGCUUCAACAAGAAGUUGAAGGAUACGGUAGCGAUAGAGAGAGAGAAGCUGGUGUUGGACGUUGAGCUUCAGGAUCAGACCGCACCAGCCAUAUUCUACUUCAACGGCCAAAAGAUCGAGCCCAACGAGAGAGUAGAGAUCAAGAAUCUCGGCGGUGGUAAACAUCAAUUGAUCUUCAACAAAGUGGAGAUGACGGACGACGGUGAAAUCAUGUGCGAGAGCGGUCAGCUGACCAGCAGUUGCAAACUCACCGUGAAGAAGGGCGAGAGCAAGCCUAUCGUCGAUUUCCCCGAUAAGGUCGAAGGGCCUUGCAGUUCACCACUGAUCUUUGUUGUGCCUUUUAAAGUCGAUGGCACCAAGCAGAGUCAAGUAGAAGCAAAACUGAUGAAAGAUGGUAAACCGCUACCUCUCAAGGAUGUUGAGAUCGUUGUCGGCGAGGACAAAGUUACGUAUAAGAUCAAGAAACCUCAGCGCGAGUCAUCUGGAGUCUAUCAGAUAAAGAUCGGAAACAAUCAAGGCGAAGAAGUAAAGGACGUCAACAUUGUUAUGCAAGAUGUUCCAUCUCCGCCGUACGACGUCGAGGUCAACGAGAUUUUCCAGAACUCCUGCGUUGUAUCGUUUAAGCCAUCUAAAGAUGAUGGCGGCACUCCUAUCACGAAAUACAUUAUCGAGCGUCUCGAUCUCAGCUUGAAAUCUCAGUGGGAUAACGUAGGCGAGGUCAUGUCGGGCGAGAAAUGUGUCUACAAAGUUGCAGAUCUUGUUGCGAAGAAGGAGUACAAAUUCCGCAUACGGGCCAUAAACAAGCUCGGUUCCAGCGAACCGGCAAUGUUCGGCAAGCCUGUCUUAGCCAAGGAUCCAUGGGAUGAGCCAGGCAAACCGACGAACGUCGAUGUAACCGACUGGGACAAGGAUCAUGCUGACUUGACGUGGACGAAACCAGAGAAUGACGGUGGUGCACCGAUCACCGGUUACGUAAUCGAGUACAAAGAGAAAUUCGGCAAGGAAUGGGUGAAGGGCAAAGAGAUCGAGGGCGACGUUACUCAAGCGACUAUUGACGGUCUCAAGGAAGGCACGCAAUACGAAUUCAGGAUACGAGCGGUGAACAAGGCCGGUCCCGGAGAACCGUCCGACGCCACGAAGCCGAUCAUUGCCAAAUGCCGAUUCGUCAAACCGUACAUCGUCGGCGAUGGUCUCACAAAUCUGGUUGUCAAAAAGGGCCAGAUCAUCAAGUAUGACAUUAAGUAUGCUGGCGAACCAGAUCCGGAGGUACACUGGUUCCUCGGUCAAAAGGAGAUUGUCCAAGACGCAGCCGAGAGGAUCACGAUCGACAAAUAUGAGAGAAAUACUGUAUUGACGGUCAGAAAGACUACCCGACCUGAUUCCGGAAAAUACAAAUUGGUGUUGACAAACAGUUCCGGUACAUGCGAGAGCAUUGCUGACGUCGUCGUUUUAGACAAACCAUCGUCUCCGCUAGGACCUCUCAAAGUGGAAGAAGUCCGCGCCGAUCAUGUCAAGGUCAAAUGGAAUUCACCCGAAGACAAUGGCGGUACCGAUAUCACGGGUUACGUGUUGGAAAAGAUGGACUUAGAUACUGGACGAUGGAUUCCAGCAGGAGAAGUCGGUCCCAAUGAGAAAACCUUUACGUUCUCUGGGCUGACACCGAAGAAAAAGUACAAGUUCCGUGUCAAAGCGGUCAACAAAGAAGGCGAGUCCGAACCCUUAGAGGUUGAGGAAGCUAUUCUCGCAAAGAAUCCUUACGAUGAGCCUGGCAAGCCUGGCAAACCGGAGAUUUUCGACUACGAUAAUGUCAGCGUGUCAUUGAAAUGGGAGAAACCAAAGAGCGAUGGUGGUAGACCGAUCACUCACUACACCAUCGAAAUGAAGGACAAAUUUGCUGUCGAUUGGGUUGAAGUGAUGAAAACCACCGACGCGACUCCCGAGGCUAAAGUUGAAGGCCUCAAGGAAAAGAUGGUGUAUCAAUUCCGUGUUCGUGCUCACAAUAAGGCUGGUCCUAGCGAGCCCAGCGAGCCCACGGACAAUCAUCUUUGCAAACACAGGAAUUUGAGACCAAGAAUCGAUCGGACCAACUUCAAAUCCAUCAUCAUCAAGGCUGGUCGCACGCAUAAAUGGUCUGUGGACGUGACGGGUGAACCACCGCCGGAAACAAAGUGGAUUUGGAGAGAUAAUAUUCCGCUGACCAAUACCGAACGUAUCAAGAUCGACAAUGUCGACUAUCAUACAGAUUUCACGAUCAUCAAUGUGAUGCGCAAGGAUACCGGAAAAUAUACCCUAAUCGCCGAAAACGCUAACGGCAAGGAUGAGGAAACCGUCGAACUCACAGUACUUGGAAAACCGAGUGCUCCUAGAGGACCUCUAGAAGUAAGCGACGUCACUAACACCACGGCCAAGGUGAAAUGGGAGAAACCGGAAGAUGACGGUGGUGUGCCGAUCAAAGAGUAUGAGAUCGAGAAGAUGGACACAAAAACUGGAAAAUGGGUCAGAGUGGGCAAAAUACCUGGAAAUUCGCCGAUCACGGAAUUUGAAGUGACUGGCCUGAAUCCCGGAAGCGAGUACAAGUUCCGGGUGACAGCUGUCAACGACGAGGGCGAUUCCGAGCCUCUGGAAAGCGAGCGCGGCGUCAUCGCAAAGAAUCCAUAUGACGAACCUUUGAAACCUGGAACUCCCGAGGUGACCGAUUACGAUAAUGAAUCCAUAAGCUUGAAAUGGACUCCGCCCGAAUUUGAUGGUGGUGCGCCGAUCGAAAAAUACAUUAUCGAAAAGAAGGAUCGCUAUAAGCCUGAUUGGGAGAAGGCUAUUGAGGUUCCUGGAAAUCAGCUUGAAGGCAAAGUACCCGAUCUGAAAGAAAGGGGCGAAUAUCAGUUCCGAGUCAUCGCUGUGAACAAAGCCGGACCUUCGCCGCCGUCAGAUGCAUCGAAGAUGCAAAUCUGCAAGCAUAAAGCUCUGAAACCGAGGAUCGAUAGAACUAACUUGAAACCGAUUAUCGUGCGAGCCGGCAAACUCGUCAAGUACGACGUAGAUGUGCGCGGCGAACCACCGCCGGAGAUUAAGUGGUAUCACGCCGGUAAUGAAGUGAAAUCCGCAGAGAACAUUGAGAUAGUUAACAUCGAUUACAACACGAAGCUUACCAUCUCUGAUAGCGUGCGGAAGAAUACCGGUGUGUGGAAGAUCAAAGCUGUCAAUCCUCACGGCGAGGACGAGGCAGAGGUUGAAGUAACGAUAUUAUCUGCUCCCGGGAAACCAAAAGGACCGCUUAAAGUGUCGGACGUCACGAAGAACGGUUGCAAACUUAAAUGGGGUAAGCCGGAGGACGACGGCGGCAAGCCGAUCACUGGCUACCAAGUGGAAAAACUGGACAAAACGACUGGCAGAUGGAUACCUGUCGGUCGUACUGCGGAUACCGAGAUGGACAUAAAAGGUCUUCAAGAAGGACAUGAGUAUGAGUUCAGAGUAAAGGCUCUGAAUGAAGAAGGAGAAUCAGAGCCGCUCGUGACAGAUAGCUCCACGCUUGCAAAGAAUCCUUAUGAUGUCACAAGCAAACCUGGAACACCAGAAUUGGAAGAUUGGGACGUCGAUCGCGUUGAUCUUAAAUGGGAACCUCCGAAAAAUACCGGCGGUGCACCGAUCACUGGCUAUAUCAUCGAGAAGAAGGAGAAACCCUCCUCGCAAUGGGAGGAAGCUGUCGUCACGGACUCCCCACAACCUAAAGGCCGCGUUACCGGCUUGAAAAAAGGUUCCACUUAUCAAUUCCGUGUUCGCGCUGUUAACAAGGCUGGACCGUCGGAGCCCAGUGAUCCGACCAAACCACAUGUUGCUAAAGCAAGAUUCCUGAAACCACAUAUCAAUCGUGACAAGCUGCAGACUAUCAAAGUCAGAGCAGGCCAGUUAGUGAAAUUAGAGGUUGAUAUCGAAGGUGAACCUCCUCCAACUGUUACCUGGAGUUUUGCUGGCGCUCCACUUCAAACCGGAGCAAACGUUAAAAUCGAUAACGAAGAUUACCUCACUAAAAUCCAGUUGACAAACACAAGUCGCAAAUUAACUGGCAAAUACACCAUCAAAGCUGUAAACGAUUCCGGACAAGAUGAAGCCGACGUGGAGAUUAACAUUCUCGAUAAACCUGGAAAACCGGAGGGACCAUUGGAAGUGACGGACGUACACAAGGAGGGUUGCAAAUUGAAAUGGAGCAAGCCGAAGGACGACGGUGGUCUUCCUUUAUCCAGUUAUAUAGUAGAAAAAAUGGACGUGACGACUGGUCGAUGGGUACCUGCCGGUAUUGUGGACCCUGAAAAAACCGAGCAUACAAUUACUGGCUUGGAACCUGGCCACAAAUACGAAUUCCGUGUGAAGGCUGUGAACGAGGAGGGUGAAUCAGAACCUUUGCAAACUGAUGUCGCCAUCAUAGCCAAGAAUCCAUACGAUGCUCCAGCAGCACCUGGACUCCCAGAGAUAAUUGAUUGGUCAGAAAAUAUGGUGAAACUCAAGUGGGAACCACCGAUAAGAGACGGCGGUGCGCCAAUUACCGGAUAUAUCAUCGAGAUGAAGGAUAAGUUUGGUAGUAACUUUGUCAAAGCGGCUGAAGUGGAAGGGCCCAUAUGUACUGGCACAGUUCCCCGGUUGGAAGAGGGCAACCAAUAUCAAUUCAGGGUACGCGCUGUCAACAAAGCUGGUCCUGGUGAACCUAGCGAGGCCACGAAUCCGCACACUGCUAAAGCUCGUUGGCUGAAACCAUAUAUUGAUCGUACAAAUUUGCAAGCUAUAACAGUGAAAGUCGGCCUCACCGUGACCCUAGAUGUGAACAUAAUUGGCGAACCACCACCAAAAGUGACUUGGACUUUCAAGGAGAAGGAACUCGUGUCGGAUGAUACGAUACGAAUCGACAACAUUGACUAUAACACUAAAUUUUUCAUCUUGAAAACUAAACGUGCACAUACUGGCAAAUAUGUGAUUAAAGCUAAGAAUGAGGUUGGCGAAGAUACCGCCGAGAUAGAAAUUACUGUCCUCGGCAAGCCUAGCAAACCAAAGGGUCCGUUGGAAGUUACUGAUGUAAAUAAGCAUGGCUGCAAGCUUAAAUGGGACAAACCGGAAGACGAUGGCGGCUCACCAGUCGAGUAUUACGAGAUCGAGAAGCUGGAUCCUCUUACGGGACAAUGGAUUCCCUGCGGCCGCAGCACCGAGCCGGAAGCUACCAUCACUGGCCUCCAAGAGGGCAAGCCUUAUAAAUUCCGCGUGAAAGCCGUCAACCGGGAAGGAGAGUCCGACGAUCUGGAGGCAGACAAGUCUAUCAUAGCCAAGAAUCCGUUUGAUGAACCGGGCAAACCUGGUAGACCGGAACUCAAGAACUGGGACAAGGACUUUGUCGAUCUUGAGUGGACUCCGCCCAAGGAUGACGGAGGUGCACCGAUCGAGAAGUACAUUGUACAAAUGCGAGACAAAGAGGGUAGACUAUGGGUCGACGUCGCCAAGGUUCCGGGAGAUCGCACGGCCGCUAAAGUGACCGACGGUAUCCAGGAAGGUCACGAGUACGAAUUCAGGAUCGUGGCGGUCAAUAGGGCCGGGCCUGGCGAGCCUAGUGACAGUUCGAAGAGCGUAGUUGCCAAGCCUCGAUUCUUGGCACCGCACAUCGAUCGCAAGAACCUUCAAAAGAAAGUCAUGCGAAUCGGCCAAAUGCUGCGGCUCGAAGCUGACAUCAAGGGUGAACCGCCUCCAGUCGUUACGUGGAAACUCAAGGACACGGUAUUGAAGAGCAUGGAUCGGCUCAAGAUCGAGAACGAGGAUUAUCAUACUCUGUUCAUCCUCAAUAAGCUCCAGCGCUCGGACACUGGUACUUACACCGUCAUCGCUAAGAAUGACAGCGGCACUGAUCAGGUCGACGUCGAGCUUCAGGUGCUGAGCAAACCCAGCAAACCGAAGGGACCACUCGAAGUAUCUGACGUCACGGCCGAAGGCUGCAAGCUGAAGUGGGACAAACCCGACGACGACGGUGGCGAGCCGGUUGAUCAUUACGUCAUCGAAAGGAUGGAUGUAGAUACAGGACGUUGGGUACCAUGCGGCACCAGUAAGACACCGGAGGCAGAUGUUUCCGGUUUGAACGAGGGCAAGGAUUAUCAAUUCCGUGUCAAAGCUGUUAAUUCUGAAGGCGAAUCCGAACCUUUAGAAACGUCGAUACCGACGACCGCGAAGAAUCCUUACUCCGAGCCAGAUGCGCCUGGUAAACCCGAAUUGAAAGAUUGGUCGAAGAAUCAUGCAGACUUGAAGUGGAAGGCCCCGAAGAAAGACGGCGGCGCUCCCAUAGAGAAGUACAUCAUCGAGAAGAAGGACCAGUACGGUAAAUGGCAAAAGGCCGUAGAAGUUCCAGGCAACAAGACCGAAGCCAGAGUGCCAGAUCUCAUCGAAGGUCAAAAGUACCAAUUCCGGGUUAAAGCUGUGAAUAAGGGUGGCCAGAGCAAGCCCAGCGAGCCCAGCGAUACCCUAACCGCCAAGGAUCGUUACGCUGCCCCCAAGAUCGACCGUACCAAUCUGAAAGAUAUCACGAUCAAAGCUGGCAACAUUAUUCGGCUGGACGUUAAAGUUACAGGCGAACCGCCGCCAAGUAAGACCUGGUUCCUUAACAAGGCCAAACAAGAGUCCGGUAACGUUUUGACUAUCGAGGUAGAGGAUUAUAAGACCAAAUUCGUGAUCUCGUCGGCGACCAGAGCGCACUGCGGCACGUUGACCUUGAAGGCUGAGAACAGCUCCGGCAAAGAUGAAGCAUCUAUUGAGAUUCUUGUAUUAGAUAAGCCGAGUAAGCCCGAAGGACCGCUCAAAGUAUCCGACGUGCACAAAGAAGGUUGCACCCUCAAAUGGAAUCCACCCUUGGACGAUGGCGGCGCGCCCUUGGAUCACUAUGUGGUCGAGAAAAUGGACACGGAGACCGGCAGAUGGAUACCAGUUGCACGAACCAAAGAACCUAACAUGGUGGUGGAGAAUUUGGUGCCCGGACAGGAGUAUAAAUUCCGAGUCGCGGCUGUAAACGCUGAGGGCGAAUCGGAACCGUUGGAAACGGAGCAUGGAAUCGUCGCUAAGAAUCCAUUUGACGAACCUGGCGCACCAGGACGUCCGGAAGCGACAGACUGGGAUAAGGAUCACGUGGAUCUGCGAUGGACUCCGCCGUUGAAAGACGGCGGAUCUCCAAUCACCGGAUACGUGAUUGAGAAGCGAGAAAAGGGCGCACCUAAAUGGAUCAAAGCCUGCGAGACCGGACCGGAUUGUAAGGGUCGUGUCGACAAUCUCGAUGAGGGUGUCGAAUAUGAAUUCAGAGUUAAAGCUGUCAAUGCGGCGGGACCUGGCGAACCAUCCGACGCCAGCAAACCGAUCACUGCCAAGAGUCGAAGACUUGCACCGAAGAUUGAUAGACGAAACCUGCGUGACAUAACAGUGCGCGAGAACGAAGCGUUUCACUUUGAUGUCAAGAUCAUCGGCGAGCCGCCGCCAGACGUCACGUGGGUGAUCAACAACAAGAGCAUUCAGCAGACUACACACCGUAGGAUACAGAACGUACCCUACAAUAGUAAAUUCUUCAAUGAUAAGCCCGAGCGCAAGGAUAGCGGCACUUACAAGAUUACAGCGGUCAAUCAACACGGAUCCGACACCGCUGAAGUCGAAGUUACCGUUAUCUCCAAACCUGGCAAGCCGGAAGGACCAUUGGAGGUAUCUGAUGUGCACAAGGAAGGAUGCACGCUUAAAUGGAAGAAACCCAAGGAUGAUGGCGGAGAACCGAUCGAAGGUUACCUUGUGGAGAAGUUUGAUCCGGAGACCGGAGUCUGGUUACCGGUCGGAAAAACCACCGGACCUGAGAUGAAAGUCGAGGGACUUACACCUGGACACGAAUACAAAUUCCGAGUCAAGGCACUCAAUAAGGAAGGGGAAUCCGAACCGCUGGAGACCUUUAGCUCCAUCAUAGCUAAAGAUCCGUUUACCGUUCCAGCUGCACCUGGAGCACCAGAGCCAGUCGAUUGGACGGCUAAUCAAGUCGAGCUUACUUGGAAAGAGCCCGUCAGCGACGGCGGAUCGCCCAUCACGGGCUACAUCAUUGAAAAGAAAGACAAAUACAGCACAAUGUGGGAGAAAGCUUUGGAGAUCGAAACACCGGUCACCAAAGCUCUGGUGCACGGUCUGAUAGAAGGCAACGACUAUCAAUUCCGCGUAAUCGCCGUGAAUAAAGCUGGCCAAUCUGAGCCCAGUGAAGCUAGCAAGACGUUCACCGCUAAACCACGUUUCUUGGCCCCGAAGAUCGACAGGCGCAAUCUGAGGGACGUUACUCUCUCUGCUGGCUCGAUGCUGAAAUUCGAUGCCAACGUGAUCGGCGAGCCCCCGCCCCAUAUCGAGUGGCGCUACGGUGCGAUACCGCUUCAUUCCGACCGCAAAGUGCAGAUCGACAACAGCGACUACAGCACCAAGUUCAGCAUACGUCCGGUUUCGCGGGACGAUAGUGGCGAUUAUACCGUCACGGCCAGUAAUUCGUCAGGCAAGGACUCGGUGACAGUUCAGGUGACAGUAACAGACAAGCCGACGCCGCCUGAAGGUCCGCUCCAAGUGUCAGACGUGCAUAAAGAGGGAUGCAAGUUGAAGUGGAAGAGACCUAAGGACGACGGUGGUACGCCUAUUGAGUACUACCAGGUGGAUAAGAUGGACCCGGAGACCGGAUGCUGGGUACCUUGUGGUCGUUCCACCGAACCAAAUCUCGAGGUGACAGGUCUAACACCUGGCAAGGAGUAUCUCUUCCGGGUAUCCGCGGUCAAUGCCGAAGGCGAGUCGAAGCCUUUGGAAGCGGAGCAAACAAUAGUGGCCAAGAAUCCAUUCGACGAGCCGGGCAAACCGGGUAAUCUUCAAGCCACCGACUGGGACAAGGAUCAUGUCGAUCUCAAAUGGACUCCACCGGAGAAUGACGGUGGUUCACCAAUCACCGGUUAUAUAAUCGAGAAAAAGGACAAGUAUGGCGAAUGGGAGAAAGCGUUGGAGGUGCCCGCGGACGAGACAUCCGCCACCGUGCCGGAUCUUAUCGAGGGACAACCGUACGAGUUCCGCGUGCGAGCCGUGAACAAAGCUGGUCCAGGCGAGCCAUCGGACGCCACUCCAACCAUCAUCGCGAAACCGCGCAAUCAGGCGCCCAAGAUUGAUCGCACCAACCUAAUCGAAGUGAAAAUAAAGGCCGGCCAGAACUUCAACUUUGAUUGCAAAGUGACGGGUGAGCCGCCGCCAACGACCAAGUGGAUGUUGAACGGCAAGGAAGUCCGGCCAACCGAUCGCAUCAAAGUGAAACACGUGGAUUACAACACAAGUCUGAACGUACGAAUGGCCACGCGAGCGGAAUCCGGCAAGUAUACCGUCAUCGCGGAGAACAUUAACGGCCGAGACGAGGCCUUUGUCAAGGUGACUGUAUUGGAUAAGCCAAGCCCGCCUCAAGGUCCGCUACGUACAUCCGAUGUGCACGCCGAGGGUUGCAAACUCACGUGGAAGCCACCGGAGGAUGACGGUGGACAACCGGUCGAGAAAUAUGUCGUGGAGAAGAUGGACGAGGCCACGGGACGUUGGGUGCCAGCAGGGGAAACUGACGGUCCAGAAACGAAUUUGCAAGUGGAAGGCUUGACGCCAGGGCACAAAUACAAGUUCAGGGUGAGGGCUGUUAACAAACAAGGCAAGUCUGAGCCACUCACCGCUAUGCAGAGCAUCGAGGCGAAGAAUCCCUUCGACGAACCAGGAAAGCCAGGUACACCCGAGGUGGUUGAUUACGACAGGGACUUUGUGGAGCUUCAAUGGAAGCGUCCUGAUGAAGACGGCGGAUCACCAAUCACUGGAUAUAUCAUAGAAAAACGUGACAAGUACAGUCCAACUUGGGAGAAGUGCGCGGAAGUCGAUGGUGACACGAAUCGCGGCAAGGUCAAUGACCUGGUCGAGGGAACACAAUACGAAUUCCGUGUGAGGGCUGUCAACAAGGCUGGUCCCGGCGAAGCAUCGGAGGCGUCCAAGUCCCAUAUAGCACGACCUAAGAACCUUCCACCGAAGAUUGACAGGAAAUAUAUGCUGGAUGUGAAGGUGCGCGCUGGCGGUUUCUUCGACUUCGACGUGCCGGUGAUCGGCGAGCCGCCACCAAGCAAAGAAUGGUCGCUUAAGGGCGUUACGGUGAUGGCGAGCGAUCGCAUCAAGAUUACGAACGAGGACUAUAACACCAAAGUACGCAUAAUAGAAGCAAAACGUUCCGAUUCGGGCGUCUAUACGCUGGAGGCCAGAAAUGUGAAUGGCAAGGAUUCCGCUACAUUGACGGUGAACGUACUGGAUGUACCCUCGCCACCUGAGGGUCCACUGAAGAUUGACAACGUUACUCGAAGCGGCUGCAACCUGAAGUGGCGACCGCCCAAGGACGACGGUGGCUGCGAGAUUCAAUACUAUCAGGUUGAGAAGAUGGACACGGAGAACAUGCGUUGGGUGCCUGUAGCCGAGGCUACUACCACUUCGGCACAGGUGGGUCAUCUGAUCGAGGGUCACGAUUAUCAGUUCCGCGUGCGGGCAGUCAAUAAGCAGGGUGAAUCCCAACCGUUGACCGGAAGUGAUACCAUCACCGCUAAAGAUCCAUUUGCCAAACCGGACAAACCUGGAGCGCCGGUUGCCACCGAUUGGGACAAGGAUCACGUGGAUCUCGAAUGGGCACCGCCUAAGAAGGACGGCGGAUCGCCCAUAACUGGUUAUAUCAUCGAAAAACGACCGCGUUUCGGACAGUGGGAGAAGGCAGUCGAAGUGCCCGGAAAUAAGACCAACGCCAGAGUACCGGAUCUGACCGAGGGUCAGGAGUACGAGUUUAGGGUCAUCGCCGUUAACAAAGGUGGACCUGGCGAGCCGUCCGACGCGUCAGGACCGAUUGUCGCCAAACCGCGUUUCAUUGCUCCUUCGUUCGACAUUCAUUUACUGAACGACUUGGUGGUACGCGCUGGUCAGAAAAUCAGAUACAACAUUCCCAUAGUUGCGUCACCUAAACCAAAGGCAACUUGGAAUUGCGAUGGAGUUGAUAUUGUUGCCGAUGCUCGUCACGAAAUGUACACUACCAAUACCGAAACCUCCUUCGAAAUUCCGUUCUCCGUUCGUAGCGAUACCGGACGUUACACUUUGACUUUGGAAAAUGAGCAUGGAAGUUUCAGUGCCAGCGCGAGAGUCACUGUCCUCGAUAGACCGGCACCACCGGAGAAACCGCUGGAUGUCAGCAACGUCACCAAAGAGGGUUGUCAUUUGACCUGGGGACAUCCUCUCGACGACGGCGGUAGUCCUAUUCUUCAUUACGUCAUCGAAAAGAUGGAUCUAUCUCGUGGAACUUGGUCCGACGCCGGCAUGAGUAUGGUGCUUAGUCACGAAGUCAGUCGUUUGACUCAUCGUAAGGAGUACCUGUUCCGCGUCAAGGCUGUUAACAAUAUUGGUGAAUCCGAUCCACUUGAAACCACGAAGAGUAUUAUCGCGAAGAAUGAGUAUGAUGAACCAGAUGCGCCUGGCAAACCACAGAUUACAGACUGGGACAAAGACCACGUGGAUCUGCAAUGGCCAGCACCGAAGAGUGAUGGCGGAUCGCCGAUUACGGGCUAUAUUGUCCAGAAGAAGGAGAAGGGUAGCCCUUACUGGGUGAACGCGGUGCAUGUACCAGCGGGUCAAACCAGCACAACCGUUCCGGACUUGACGGAAGGUCAGGAAUAUGAAUUCCGUGUGAUCGCUGUCAACGCCGCCGGUCAAUCCGAACCGUCGGAACCAAGCGAUCUCGUCACUGCCAAGCCACGCUACUUGGCGCCGAAGAUCAAAACCCCCUUGCAAGAUGUUCGUAUCAAGGCUGGACUGAUUUUCCAUGUCGAUAUCGAUUUUGUCGGUGAACCAACACCGGAAGUGACGUGGAGCGUAGGAAGCAACGAAUUGACUUCCAACGACAGAACGACGAUUACGUCGAUCGGCUAUCACACGAUUGUGCACAUCGUCAACGCCAAAAGAUCCGACUCGGGAUUGUAUCACUUGUUGCUGAAAAACAGCAGCGGCAUAGAUGAAGGCAGCUUCCAAGUGACCAUCUUGGAUAAACCUGGACCACCGGAGGGUCCUUUACAAUACGAAGAGAUCACUAAUCAGUCCGUCACGCUCUCGUGGAAGCCACCUAAAGAUAAUGGCGGUAGCGAACUUACCGGAUAUAUCAUUGAAAAACGCGAUCUUACGCAUGGCGGUGGCUGGGUACCAGCAGUUACACACGUUAAUCCUAAGUAUAAUCAUGCAACUGUGCCAAGAUUGCUCGAGGGAACCACAUAUGAAUUCCGUGUAUGUGCAGAAAAUCUACAAGGUCGUUCCGAGCCGCUGACCACCGACCGAUCCGUCGUUGCCAAAAAUCAAUUCGUGGUUCCUGGACAACCUGGCAAGCCCGAAUGCGUGGACGCCGACAAAGAUCAUAUUAAGAUUAAAUGGACCGCACCCAUCAGCAAUGGCGGUUCCAAGAUCAUCGGUUAUGAUGUGGAGCGACGCGAUCGCGCCACCGGUCGAUGGAUAAAGCAGAACAAGGAGCCUGUCAAGUAUCCCGAAUACUACGAUGAUCGUGUGACUGAGGGUCAUCAAUACGAAUAUCGUGUAUCGGCUAUAAAUGCCGCUGGUGCUGGAAAACCAAGCGAUACCUCAUCCGUAUUUACGGCCAAACCUAUGAAGGAAAAGCCGAAGCUUCAUCUGGACGCUCUGAUCGGCCGCAAGAUCAAGGUCCGUGCUGGAGAACCGAUUAACGUCAAUAUACCGUUAUCCGGUGCACCUACGCCAAAGAUCGAAUGGACCAAAGAUGGAAGAUCACUUAUGGAGACUCUUCGUUUAUCGACCGAAACCAAGAGCGACCGAACGCAAUUGUUGAUUGAGAAAUCCGUGCGAGAUGACAGCGGCAUGUAUACCGUGACCGCGUCGAACGAGCACGGAAAGGAUUCUGCUGAUAUCGAAGUGAUAGUCGUGGAUAAGCCUGGACCGCCUCAGGGUCCUCUGCAGUACACUGGAACGACGCAUGAAUCUGUUGGGCUAUCCUGGAAUCCACCGGCGGAUAACGGCGGUUCUGACAUCACGAACUACAUUGUCGAAGUGUCGGAUUACGGAUCUGACAAUUGGCGACAAGUACCCGGAUAUGUUCCCAGAACGAGCUUCACGGCAAAGGGCUUAACUGAAGGCAGGAAAUAUGUCUUUAGAGUCCGUGCCGAGAAUAUGUACGGAGUGUCGGAGCCCUUGGAGGGCAAACCUGUAAUCGCCAAGAGCCCUUACGAUCCGCCAGAUGCGCCGAGUCAGCCUGAGAUCCUCGGCUACACUCCUAACAGCUGCAGUCUCACAUGGAACCCACCUAUCAAUACUGGCGGAAAGCCUAUCACUGGUUAUUAUGUGGAGAGACGUGAGCGUGGCGGUGAAUGGUUGAAAGUCAAUAACUACCCGACACCGAACACGACAUUCACUGUGCAGGAUCUUCACGAAGGUUCGCGAUACGAAUUCAGAGUAAUCGCCGUUAACGAAGCUGGACCUGGAAAACCCAGUAAACCUACCGAACCUAUCACUGCUGGACAUCAACGCUUGCGUCCCGAUGCACCGGAGCCGCCUAAAGCCGACAGAAUCACCAAGGACUCGGUGACUUUAAGUUGGCGACCACCGCGAAGCGAUGGCGGCGCGAAGAUCAGAGGUUACAUCAUUCAGAAGAAAGCCAAAGACGAGGACGAUUGGUCGGACGUAAACGGCGCACCUAUUCCGAGCAAUGUAUACACCGUGCCGAAGCUGAAGGAGGGCGAGGAGUAUCUCUUCAGGGUGUUUGCGGUAAACGAUGUCGGUAGCAGCGACCCGAGCCGACCCAGCAAUCCUAUCGUCAUUGAAGAGCAACCCAACAAGCCAGUCAUGGAUCUCGGUGGAGUUCGCGACAUCACCGUUCGCGCCGGCGAGGACUUCUCCAUUCAUGUGCCUUACAUAGGUUUUCCGAAACCGACCGCCACAUGGUUCGCCAAUGACGUCGUUAAGGAUGAAACUGAUCCGCGUGUCCAUCAGCAACUAGCCGAUGAUUAUGCCAGUCUGGUGGUGAAGAAUGCAAAACGUUCAGACGGAGGACAAUACAGACUUCAACUACGCAACUCUUCUGGCUUUGAUACGGCAACUGUCAAUGUCAAAGUCCUUGAUCGUCCUUCUCCACCUGAGAAUCUCCGCGCGGAUGAAUUCGGCGGCGAUGCUCUUACUCUUUUCUGGAAUCCGCCUAAGGAUAACGGCGGAGCUGAUAUCACUAAUUACGUGAUUGAGAAGAAGGAACCGAAGGCCGCCACGUGGUCAAAGGUGAGCAGCUACGUCACGACACCGUUCGUGCGGGUCAGAAAUCUGACAGUCGGUCAAGUGUAUGAAUUCCGAGUGAUGGCCGAGAAUCAGUACGGCACAUCGGAUCCGGCGACAACGAUCGAUCCGAUCAAAGCACGACAUCCGUUCGAUCCACCAGGUGCUCCCGGCACGCCUCGUGGCGUGGAGACUACCGAAGAUAGCAUCACUAUCACCUGGAGUAAGCCACGUCACGACGGUGGUUCGCCAAUCCUCGGUUAUGUCGUCGAGAAACGUCUCCUGAGCGAGGACAAAUGGGUCAAGGCCACGCCGGCUCUAGUGCACGAUACUACUUACAAGGUCACUGGGUUGAUCGAGAAUCACGAUUACGAGUUCCGUGUAGCUGCAGAAAAUGCCGCCGGCCGUGGACCUUGGAGUUCCAAUUCUGACGUCAUUCGCGCCAGCGCACCACCAUUCCCACCGAAAAUCACGAGCGAUCUCAGCAUUCGCGACAUGACUGUCAUCGCAGGAGAACCGUUUACCAUUACGGUACCGUAUACAGCUAAUCCUAAACCAAGACCUAACUGGUCCAUCAACGGCGAAGAGGUCCUCACCGGCGAAAGAAUCAAAUUCGAAACGACCGACGUGGCCUCGCAGUUCAUCAACAAGAAGGCAAAGAGAUCAGACACUGGCACAUACACGAUAUACCUCACAAAUACCGUCGGCACUGAUUCCGCUUCAUGCAAAGUUCUUGUUGUCGACAAACCAUCGCCACCGCUGGCACCCUUGGACAUCUCUGAUAUCACUCCGGAAACUUGCACGCUAACAUGGAAACCGCCCUUCGACGAUGGCGGUUCGCCGAUCACAAAUUACAUCGUCGAGAAACUGGAUCCGGCAGGCUACUGGGUGAAGCUCAGUAGCUUCGUGAGGAGCACGCAUUACGACGUGAUCGGUCUGGAGCCAAAUAAAACGUACAACUUCCGCGUAAGAGCGGAGAAUCAAUACGGAAUAUCCGAUCCGCUUCAGGCGGACGAGCCGAUAACGGCCAAGUUCCCGUUCACGGUACCGGAUCCGCCCGGACAGCCGCGUGUCAUCGACUGGGAUACCUCGAACGCGACGGUGGUCUGGACAAGACCAAUGUCCGAUGGAGGAUCUCGCAUUCAGGGCUAUAAGAUCGAAUUCCGCGAUCCCACCGAGGAUAAGCAAUGGCGUAUUGCGAACGACUAUCUCUUCAAGGACACCACGUACGUGUGCUAUGGUCUAAUGAGCGGACACGAGUACGAAUUCAGAAUCCGCGCGAAGAACGCGGCCGGUUUCAGCAAACCGAGUCCGCCAUCCUCGCCAUUCAGACUCAAGAGCAAGUUCAACGUGCCAUCGCCACCUGGCACGCCACAAGUCACCAAGGUCGGCAAAAAUUAUGUCGAUCUGCGAUGGGAACCGCCUGUGUCCGACGGCGGCAGCAGGAUCACCGGUUACGUGAUCGAGAAACGCGAGGUGGGCAGCGCGAUGUGGUCCAAAUGCAACGAGUACAAUGUCGUCGAUACCGAAUACACGGUCAUGCACUUGAUCGAGCGGGGCGACUACGAAUUCAGGAUCUUCGCUGUGAACGCGGCCGGCAAGUCCGAACCGAGCUCGUGUACCACUCCGGUGAAAAUAUGCGAGGUCGAGGGCGGCGAAAAACCAGAAUUUAUCAGGAAUCUGCCCAUCAGUCAAAUCAUACCGCUCGGCAAGACUCUUGUCCUCGAAUGCGAGGCCACGGGUAAACCACUACCGACUGCUAGGUGGCUGAGAAACGGCCGCGAGAUCACUCUAGGCGGUCGCUUCCGCGCCGAAGCGAUAAACGGUAUUUAUAGAUUGGUGAUCUCCGAGGUAUGGGAUGCGGACGAUGGGGAUUACAGCUGUCAGAUAUCGAAUCCGCUCGGCGUCGCCGCGACCACGUGCCGGCUAAAGAUUGGCACGCCGCCGCGCAUCGAACGCAUGCCGGGCGAUCUCUAUCUGCCGGAGGGCGACAACACCAAGAUCAAGAUCUACUAUAGUGGCGAUCAGCCGAUGGAGGUGACGCUGAAGAAGGAUGGUCACAAGAUCGUAGAAACCACGCACAUCAAGUAUACCGUCUUCGACGAAUACCUUAUCAUCUUCAUUAAGGACAUUCAGAAAGAUGAUGGCGGCACCUACGAUCUGUCCAUCUCUAACGACAGCGGCAGCGUGAGCGCCUCCUUCACUGUAUACAUCACUGGAUUACCUGGACCGCCGAUUGGACCGCUCGACGUUUCCGAUAUCGACAAACACACAUGUACCUUAUCCUGGCAUCCGCCUAAGUAUGAUGGCGGUCUUCGAAUUACCCAUUAUGUGGUAGAGCGUCGCGACGUCAGUCACACGCACUGGAUCAUUGUGUCGUCCUUCUGUAAGGACACCACCUUUGUCGUGCAAGGUCUCACUGAGGGCCAAGAAUAUUUGUUCCGGGUGAUGGCGGCCAACGAUAAUGGCAUGGGUCCACCGCUAGAAGGUAUCAAUCCAAUCAAGGCCAAGGCGCCAUUUGAUCCGCCGGGACCUCCCGGUACGCCCAAGGUCAUCGAGGUAGGCGGCGAUUUUGUCAAUCUCUCGUGGGAGAAACCGGAAACGGACGGCGGCGCUAAGAUUCAGGGUUACUGGAUCGAUAAGAGAGAGGUUGGCGGUCAGGCCUGGCAGCGCGUAAAUGUCAGCAUUUGUCUGCCAACGCAGAUCAACAUCAGUAAUCUGAUUGAAGGAAGGCAAUACGAAUUCCGAGUAUUCGCUCAGAACGUGGCUGGACUCAGUCCGGAGUCAAAGGCCUCAACCUCUGUGAAGAUCGUCGAUCCACAGGCGGCAAAGCCUCCGGAGAUCAUUCAACCUCUCAAUAAGGUGAAUUGCGUUCAGAACCAUAACGCUCACUUCCAAUGCAAGAUCAUCGGCACGCCGAAGCCAAGCAUUACGUGGUUUAAAGGCGCUCGCGAGAUCGUGAGCGGUAGCCGCUACAACAUCUAUUCCGAGGGCGACACUCACAAUCUCAUUAUCCACGACGUGUUCGGCGAAGAUGCUGAUGAGUAUUUCUGUCGCGCGGUUAACAAAUGCGGCGUAAAAUCCACCAAGGGCGAGCUCUUCAUCAAGACACCACCCAGACUGAACGUACCGCCGAGAUUCCGCGACACCGCCUUCUUCGACAAGGGCGUGAACGUAGUCAUCAAGAUACCGUUCACCGGCUACCCGAAGCCGAAGAUCACGUGGGUGCGCGAAGGCGAGGUGAUCGAAUCCGGCGGUCAUUACGCUGUUGAAGUGAAGGAACGUCACGCCGUGCUGACGAUCCGCGACGGUAGCCGCAUCGAUUCUGGCCCGUAUCGCAUCACCGCCGAGAAUGAUCUCGGCCAGGACACAGCCAUCAUCAAGAUCCAGAUCAGCGAUCGUCCAGAUCCGCCAAGAUUCCCGCAGGUAGAUAACAUCGGCCACGACUCGCUGGCGGUCAGUUGGAAGCCACCGUUGUGGGACGGCGGCAGCAACAUUACCAACUACGUGGUGGAGAAGCGCGAGCAUCCGAUGAGCAGCUGGAUUCGAGCCGGCAAUACCCGGUUCUGCACACUCGCGGUGACCGGUCUAAGCCCCGGACAUCAGUACGAUUUCCGGGUGUGCGCGGAGAACAUUUAUGGCCGGUCCGAUCCAAGCGAGGUGACGCCGUUGAUCACCACAAAGGGCGUGAUCAAGCGCGAGUUCAAGAAGAAGGAGUACGAGGUGGACGCGAGCGGCAAAAAGAUUCGCGGACGCGACGACGAAAAGCCGCGUGACUAUGAUCAGUUUGUGUUUGACGUCUAUAGCAAGUACGUGCCACAGCCGGUUGAGAUUAAGCACACGUCGGUCUAUGACAAAUACGACAUCCUCGAGGAGAUCGGCACCGGCGCGUUUGGCGUGGUGCACCGAUGCCGCGAGAGGACCACCGGCAACAUAUUCGCCGCCAAAUUCAUCCCCGUGUCGCACGUGAUGGAAAAGGAGCUGAUCAGGAAAGAGAUCGACAUCAUGAAUCAGCUGCACCAUCCCAAGCUGAUCAAUCUGCACGAUGCCUUCGAGGACGAUGACGAGAUGGUGCUUAUCUUUGAAUUCCUGUCCGGCGGCGAGUUAUUCGAGAGGAUCACGGCCGAGGGUUACACCAUGUCUGAAGCAGAGGUCAUUAAUUACAUGAGGCAGAUUUGUGAAGGCGUCAAGCAUAUGCACGAAAAGAACAUCAUCCAUCUAGAUAUUAAACCGGAAAAUAUCAUGUGCCAAACUCGCAACAGCACCAACGUAAAACUGAUCGAUUUCGGUCUGGCCACUAAACUCGAUCCGAACGAAGUAGUAAAGAUCAGCACAGGUACGGCUGAGUUCGCCGCUCCCGAGAUUGUUGAGCGCGAGCCGGUCGGUUUUUAUACCGACAUGUGGGCCUGCGGCGUACUGGCUUAUGUUCUAUUGAGUGGUCUUUCGCCGUUUGCGGGUGACAAUGAUAUCGAGACCCUGAAAAAUGUGAAGGCAUGCGACUGGGACUUCGAUGAGGAGGCGUUCCGCGACGUUUCCGAAGAGGGCAAAGAUUUCAUCAGGCGACUACUUAUUAAAAACAAAGAGAAGCGCAUGACAGCGCACGAGUGUCUCCUUCAUCCGUGGUUAACCGGCGAUCAUAGCAAGUGGACCAACCCGAUCGCCAGCAGCCGUUAUCUCAGCAUUAGGGACAGACUGCGUGCCAAGUACGAAAACUGGGACAAGUACGUCCUUCCCAUCGGCCGCCUAGCCGAAUACUCGUCGCUCAGGAAACUUUUGAUCGAGAAAUACAGAAUCUACGAUUCUUGCUUCGAUCGUCGACAAGCGGCGCCCAGAUUUGUCAUCAAACCGCAAAGCGCGUUCGCCUACGAGGGACAGAGCGUGAAGUUCACCUGUCGCGUGAUUGCAAUCGCGGCGCCGACACUGACCUGGUCGCACAACAAUCAGGAGUUACGACAGUCCGUUAAAUUCAUGAAACGGUACCACGGCGAUGAUUAUACCUUCAUUAUCAAUAGAGUUAAACUGGAAGACCGAGGAGAGUACAUCAUACGCGCGGAGAAUCACUAUGGCUAUCGUGAGGAAGUUGUCUUCCUUAAUGUACAACCACUGCCGAGAGAAAUUCCAAAGUACAGGCCCGAGCUGCAUCCGGUGCGCAGAAGAGAACCGCUCGGCUAUAAUGUGUGGCUGGAGAUGAUCGAGUCGGCGCCGAGCUUUACCUUCCUGCUUCGACCACGUGUCAUCCAGAUCAGGCAGACAUGUAAAUUGCUCUGCUGUCUGAACGGUAAUCCACCGCCCACUGUGAAAUGGUACAAGGAUAGGGAAGAGCUGUCCAAGUAUAACUAUCCUAUGACCAAUGCCGACGGGGUCGUCACGAUGGAAAUCAUUGACUGCAAGCCGGAGGACAGCGGCAAAUAUCGCUGUGUGGCUAGCAACAAGCACGGCAAGGACGAGACCAGUUGUGUGGUCAUCGUAGAAGGCACUGGAGAAACGGAGGAGCAAGUAAAAUUAGCGCACGAUUUCCUACAUUCCGGAGAUCGAAGGUUUAUCGAGCAACCACUAAAACCAGCACCACCGCCAAUCGUGACAAUUCACAAAUCCAGCGGUUACAGUGGCUAUAGUUCUACCACUCAAGUUCAAUCAAGCUCAUCGCAAAAUUAUAGCAGCUCAACUUCUUCCUAUGGCAAACACAAUUCCACGACUUCUUCUUCGUAUAAGGAUAGCUCCAGUCUCAAAAUUAACGAAUCUUCCGACAAACGAAGCGUGAAGAAAUAUGGCUCGAAACUUGACACCACGGGCAGUCCAUCUCGAUCUAGAAGCUCAACGAAAGAACUCAUCCUACCCUCGGACGAUUCGAUGAGAUCACCGCAGUUUACACAGAAGCUUAAGAAUCUCACGGUCAACGACGGCGAACAACUGGAGCUCAAAGUCAAGGUUGACGGCGACCCAGAACCGCAAAUCACGUGGAGUAAAGACGGCAAACUGCUGAGCUCGUCAGAGAUCAUCGAUCUCAAAUACAAGAAUGGAGUAGCUGUUCUCACAAUCAACGAGGUAUUCCCCGAGGAUGAAGGCGAAUACACGUGCCUCGCCACCAACAGCAUCGGUAGCGACACGACAUCCUGCAAACUGACCAUAAAAACCGGAGAAAACGCUGCAGGGAAGAAAACGAGCGACGACAAAUCGCCGAAAAUCGUGGACCACCUAACGAGCAAGUACGUGAAGGAUGGCGAAGCGGUGACACUCAGCUGCCGAAUAAUUGGUGCCAAGAAGUUCGACGUGGUGUGGCUGCACAAUAAUAAAGAAAUCAAACCCAGCAAGGACUUCCAAUAUACUAACGAGGCUAACAUCUACAAGCUAGUCAUUGCCGAAAUAUUCCCCGAGGACUCCGGUACUUACACAUGCGAAGCUUUCAAUGACGCAGGAGAGAGCUACUCGUCGUGCACGUUAAACGUACUCGCUCAAAAUGAAGAGCCGAAGAGUCCAGCGUUCGCGACAUUCCCGCAGUCUGCAACAGUGAGCGAAGGCGAGUCGGUGACUUUCACAUGCAAGACUGAUACCGCGCCUUUGAAAGUAACUUGGCUGAAGGACGGCAAGGCAAUCCCCGAGACAAGCAGCAGAUACCACUUCAGCUCAGAUGGCAAUACGUCUUUCGAAUUCGGCAUCAAGAUCUGCACGGCGAACGACGUCGGUCAAUAUUCGGCACGCGCGAUUGGACAAAAAGGCGAAACGAACUCGGCGUUCGCCCUUAACGUCGCUAGUCCCGGCGAGCUGUGAAAUCGAUCUUAGUACCGGGAUGAUUGUCCAUCGCAAGCCACGAAUCGGAGAGUAUUUACUCCAGUAUAUUCUUCGCGGAGAAAACAUCGGUGAUCGAUUUGCAAAUAUAUGAGCGCACGUGUUUUUUUUUCUUUUUUUUUUUUUUGAGAAGCAUCUAAUCUAUCCGCGAAUACGUUUUCUCCAAAAAGAAUUUAUCUUCUCCGUUUUCGUAUGCAUUCAAUUCAUAAACAUUGAAAUAUUUCCGGUUGAUUCUUUUCACUGGCUUUCCAGUGUGGCCUUUCGAUUUUUGCGCGAAGCUUAACAAUAGAAUACGCGAAUGAAGAAAACCGAUUCGGCUCAUCGCAACGACCGCUUUUAAAUCUACGACGUUUCUAUACAAAAAAAAAAAAGAAAAGGAGAAUCGAAAGAAGACUAAUAUUAAGCUCUCUCUUUCUUUCGUGCGCGCGUAUUUUCUGUAUGUAAAUUAUUUUGGAACGCUGUAUUCUCUUCCUGUGUGUUUUCUCAUAAAAUGUCGCAUGUAUGAAUCGCUCGAAUCGUCGAGACGCGGUUUAUUUUUACGAGACGAGCAUCCAAGUAAUUUCCGCGUCUCCGCAUCUUCGCAUUAUGGAUACACGCAACUUAUUACGCUAAAAUAUUCGGCUUUGCUAUCACACGACUUGGUAUAUACUCAAUACUUAAUGGGUACGUCACGGCACAAUCGGAAAAAAAUGGAAUAGAAUCGGAAAUUUGUAGGAUAUUCGCCAAAAUGUCCAAAAUGCGGUUUGCCCGGCGAGACUGCCAGCAUCCUCAAAGAACCGCCAACAUUAUUAAUCUCACCGGGAAUUCCUCAGUGGCAUCGCGAGAACGCCAAAUAUUUAUUUUUACGUGAUAUACUAUCGCGAUGUACCCUCUUAUUCCACAUUAAUGGUCGUGUUAUUAUUUGUUUGAAGACUGCUUUCCGUCUCAGAAAAAAAUUUACGAUUAAAUAAAACAUGUGAUUUAAAAUGA